Loa loa (African eye worm) is the source of this 537-nucleotide messenger RNA. RefSeq lists its product as hypothetical. NCBI's taxonomy places the organism in Eukaryota, Metazoa, Nematoda, Chromadorea, Rhabditida, Onchocercidae. The transcript is spliced from 4 exons. Bases 1 to 537 code for a protein of 178 amino acids. The record is from RefSeq and is a predicted model, not a curated record. Gene Ontology annotation, molecular function: protein tyrosine phosphatase activity. Gene Ontology annotation, biological process: protein dephosphorylation.
AUGAUUAAAAAUGAAAUUGAAUCGAAUCAAUUGAGAAAGCAAAAAAUGAGUUCAAUUAUUCACAAAGAUAUGAAGGUGGGAUAUUGGUUUUUAACACGUUUUUCAAUAUCUGAUGCUUAUCAAUCAUUAUGCAAAGAAUUUGAAAUGUUAGAAUAUAACACAAAUAAUAAUUGGUUAUCAUCUAUUCAUCAUGAUAAACAUAAUGCUUUUAAUUUUAUUCAAUGUUCAUUAUUCAAUGGAAGCGUAUCACGAACAUUAAAAGUAAAUGCGCAACGUAUUACACGUCAAGAUGGUAGAAUAUAUCUUGCAUGUAAUGGGCCUAAUCUGAUUACAGUUUAUGAUUUUUGGACCCUUGUUUGGCAGGAAAAUGUAAAAACGAUAAUUUCGUUGAAUUUUCCAUAUGAGGAACGUUUUUAUCCGGAUGUAUAUCAGAAAAAUCAGGAAACAAUUCAAUAUUGGCCUAUUGUUAAUGGCAAAACAUUGAAUUUCAAACCAUUCAAAAUAACUUGCAUUAAUAGUUCUUUAAUGGUAGGUUAA